Messenger RNA from Saxophila tyrrhenica, 375 nucleotides. RefSeq lists its product as uncharacterized. The record is from RefSeq and is a predicted model, not a curated record. The coding region runs from base 1 to 375 and encodes 124 amino acids. Gene Ontology annotation, molecular function: protein binding. Lineage: Eukaryota; Fungi; Ascomycota; Dothideomycetes; Mycosphaerellales; Extremaceae. The transcript is spliced from 2 exons.
AUGGCGACCACUAAAGGCGCUGUCACUGGGGCAUCAGCUCUCAGUAUCCGUGGCAGAAUGGACGAGGCUCGAUGUGGAAACGAAUCGAUCAAAGUCGUCAUCGGCGAAGGCGACACCGCACAAACGCUGUACAUCCAUACCAGUCUGCUCGAGAAGCAUUCGGAUUUCUUCGUCGUCGCUCUUCGUGAGGAAUGGAAGGAGGGUCAAGAGAGGAUGGUCGAGCUCAAAAACGCCAACUUCGAAACAUUCACCAUCUUCAAGAACUUCCUAUACGAGGGAAGGAUCUUGAGCAGUAAAGAGGAGACUAGGAGAGAGGGUUCAGCCGACGGAAGCAAGACUCAUGAUAAGGAGUGGGCUCGCAUAUCGAGAUGUUGA